AUGACAACCAACGACGAUAACGAUGACGACUUCAACGGCUACGACGACGAUGCCAAUGUCGAGAACACCGGCAACGACACCGACACCGACAACGACAGCGGCUGCGACUACUACGAAAGAGUCGCCGACAACUACUAUACGGAUGAGAACUACGUACUACCACAAACAAUGCCGGCAAUGCUAUUCAAUGGUAAUCGUAGUUCCAAUAGCAAUAGCAAUAACAAUAACAACUAUAACAAUAAUAGCAACAACAAAACGUCCGGUAAGAAUGCAACAACUACGAUAAGAGUGGCAUCGUCAUCGCCAUCGCCAUCGUCGUCGUCGUCGGCAGCAGCAAAAUCAAAAGCAAUGGCAGGAACUAAACGGAAUAAGAAUAUUCCUGAAUCCUAA
Rhagoletis pomonella (apple maggot) is the source of this 390-nucleotide messenger RNA. RefSeq lists its product as uncharacterized. The transcript is spliced from 3 exons. Bases 1 to 390 code for a protein of 129 amino acids. Lineage: Eukaryota; Metazoa; Arthropoda; Insecta; Diptera; Tephritidae. The record is from RefSeq and is a predicted model, not a curated record.